This is a messenger RNA of Protopolystoma xenopodis, 411 nucleotides long. The record is from the annotation of a GenBank genome assembly. Lineage: Eukaryota; Metazoa; Platyhelminthes; Monogenea; Polystomatidea; Polystomatidae.
GCCAACUCGGCCCUUUGGAUAAAUGAGGUAGAUUGGCGCCAAGAUCGGCAUCGCCACGGCAAAGCCCAGGCAGAUAAUCACUUUGGUGAGUGGGUGAUGCCGCCUCCAGCCGGGAAGCCGAUUGUACCACAGGGAAGUGAUGAAGGACUGGUAGUUGAAUUUUCCAACAAUGAUAUGAGUGGAGCUGAAGCUUCCAUUAAAUUUUACAAAGCCUUGCUUUCCAAAAUGUUGUCCGUCCUGGAUGAGGACCACUUUUUGGAAAGCAAGGCUCUGUUAAAUUCAACGAAAGCGUCAACUCGACUCAUAUCAUUGUCGAAUCCAUCAGAAGAUGACGGCAGAUUCCUCUUGGCCAGCCGUCGAUUGAAUAUCCUUGUUGACGAUUCCCCCGAGGCAAUCUCCUCCGAUUCCUGA